Oncorhynchus keta (chum salmon) is the source of this 675-nucleotide messenger RNA. Its product is annotated as B-cell CLL/lymphoma 9-like protein. Gene Ontology annotation, biological process: canonical Wnt signaling pathway; positive regulation of transcription by RNA polymerase II; negative regulation of transforming growth factor beta receptor signaling pathway. Gene Ontology annotation, cellular component: beta-catenin-TCF complex. The transcript is spliced from 3 exons. The record is from RefSeq and is a predicted model, not a curated record. Lineage: Eukaryota; Metazoa; Chordata; Actinopteri; Salmoniformes; Salmonidae. Gene Ontology annotation, molecular function: beta-catenin binding; transcription coactivator activity. The coding region runs from base 33 to 452 and encodes 139 amino acids.
GUGUGUGUUGUCCCCUCCCAGUAGAAGGAGUGAUGCGCAGUAAACGGCGAUGUGUGUUGGAGAAGAAACAGCCUUACAGUGGAGAUGAGUGGUGCUCUGGCCCCGACACUGAAGAGGAGGAGGACAAGCCACACCCUGCUACACACCCUGCUACACACCCUGCUACACACCGGCCUCUCCAGGGUCUCUCCGGCCCAUCCUCCAAAGCUGGGCCAGUGCCCCUCCCCCCUGACCCAGCUCUGACCCCUGGGAUGGGGCGUGGUCUGGGACCAGGAGGUCAAAGGUCAGAGAUGCCUCGCCCCGCUCAGCAGGUGGUCUAUGUCUUCACUACCAGCCUGGCCAACAGUGCUGCUGAAUCAGUGAUGCACGGCCACUCAGACUCUAUUCUCCUGUUCCACCAGCAGAACGUCCCACGGACCAAACAACUGGAGCAGGUCAGCUACCCACACUGAAAAGAUACGCAGCUACCCACACUGAAAAGAUACGCAGCUACCCACACUGAAAAGAUACGCAGCUUCACACACUGAAAAGAUACGCAGCUACCCACACUGAAAAGAUACGCAGCUACCCACACUGAAAAGAUACGCAGCUUCACACACUGAAAAGAUACGCAGCUUCACACACUGAAAAGAUACGCAGCUACACACACUGAAAAGAUACGCAGCUACCCACACU